UUUAUUAUGAUACUGCUUCCUCAAAUCAUCAACGCGCAUGUUUGCACUUCCACACAGAGAAACAGGAAGUGGAGAGACAGGCAGUAAACAUGGGAACCGUGAUCAUCUCGCGUCAUUCAGGAGUUUGGCUGCGCGGUUGGAGUCACUUCAUCUGUGAAGGGGGGAUGAAUGAGGAGCAGCACCGUCAUCUGUGAGGAGUGGCUGUGAUCUAAGCAGGUCCAGUUCUGCCGGUCCAACUUGGUCCCUGGGCCGGUGUGAGUGAUGGCGGACCAUCUGCCUCCUGUUCUGCUGGAAGCCUGUGUGGUGGUAGGAGCAUCUAACGACAAACUCCGGGAGAUCUCCCAGGCCAUUAACAAUAAUGGAACUCCGAAGCACCUCCUGUUGGAGCCGGAGGUACUACAUGUGUUGGCGCCUCCCUUCGUUAGCAAACCGCAAGCUGAAAACGAAUUAGUAAGGUCACAUGGGAGGAGGAGGCGCUCCUUUCUCAGGAAGAAGAGGGAACAGCCUCCUUCAGUUGCAGCAACUCCCAGCCAAGCCCAUCAUAUUUCUGCAGACGGAAGAGGAGGAAGCGUAGAAGUGAUUGUUCCUAAAGACAUCGACCUCAUGGCUUUACCACAGCUCUGCUUUCCGGGUGGGCUCCAAGUAACCAAAGAAGAGAAAGAUGAACAGUUCCACUUCCUGGUUUUCACUGAUGUCUUUGGCAACAAGACGCAUGGAGUAGUAAUGCAGUAUUACCGACCAAUACUGGAAGAGGUAUCGUUCUUCCAGAACCACGGGUCCUUUAAGUUUUCUAAACUUUUCUCUGCCUACAGUUUCUGUGUCAUAUCCAAAUACCCUUACUUCACUGCACUCAAAGACUGUCUGUCAUGUCUGUUAAUCCAGCUGAGAACUUGUCGUUUAUCAGACAUGGAGGAGAGAGUGAAGGAGUUUGCAGCCAAGCUGGCAUUAGUGCCUAUCCCCCCUCCUGGACAGCUACAUUUGAUGUUUACUUUGCGUCCUCUGACCAUUGUAUUACCAUCCCAAGAAGACAAGGACCACCCAGCUAUAGAUUUAGACCUUCAUCUCCCGUUCUUCUGCUUCAGGCCACAGCAACUACUCCAGGUGCUAUCUUGUCUCCUGCAGGAACAGCGGGUGGUGUUAUUUUCUGCUGACUGGGCCAGACUCACGCUGGUGGCAGAGAGCUUGUUGCUUUUUUUGCAGCCUCUGUCAUGGCAGCAGCCAUAUGUUCCUGUCCUGGCCAGAGGCAUGCUGGACUUCCUCAUGGCUCCUACUGCUUUCCUCAUGGGCUGCCAUCUGAGCCACUUUGAGGAGGUUGCUGCUGAAACAGAUGAUCUGAUUCUAAUCAACAUUGAUAACGGAAGUGUUUCCACUUCUUGUUCUGAGAUUGUUGACCUACCAGAGAUUCCCCCAGCUGCUGCAGACUGCUUCACACAGAGGUGUCUGUCACUGAAGAUACAUUUUGACCUAUAUCAGUGCUGCCAUGCAAGCUGCACUGACAUCAGUGAGCAGCGAGCACAGAGAAGAACAUGGCAACACAACCUCAACCAUGAAAUCCAGAGGAUCACACUGGAACUGAUUGUCAACAUAUUCAGGGAUGUCAGCUGUCAUCUGAACUAUGAACAUCGGGUGUUUAACAGUGAGGAGUUCCUGAAAACCAGAGAGCCAGCUGAACAGCUGUUUUACAAGAUGGUGUUGGAGACACACAUUUUCCAUUCAUUCCUCAAGGAUCGUCUCAACAGGAAAAUGGACAACUUUGCCCGAAUGGAACUUAGUACUCGUUCUGAAAUGCAGAAGAUGAAGGGUAUGGUUGAAAUCCCACGCAGACCCACCAUGCAGGAGAUUCAAGCCCGGAGGAAGAGCUCUUUUACAGAGAGCAGGCUGAGUAAGAGAUUGGGGACGAGCCUUCCAAACCUCGGGGAUGACCAAACUAUCAGCUUCCAAAAAAACACACUGCUGACCGGGAUCGUCAUAUCUGACCCCGCAGUGAGAACUCUCCCUAAGCCGGUAAAUGUGUUUAAGCUCCCAGAUUUCCCAGCCUCUCUGUCCUUCCACUCUGUCCAAAGUUACUACAGCGAGCUGAUCCAGCAGCUUGGCAAGGCCAUCUUCUCUGUCCAAAAUGAGAACCCCACCCUGUUGGCCAGAUUCUACUACUUGCGCGGUUUCAUCAACACAUUGUGUUCACGACGGCUGGACGCUCUUGCUGACUUUCAGAACCUCUACAAGACCGACACCGCCAUCUUCCCAACACAGCUGGUCACAUGGCUCAUGGAUUCACUGCACCGAGAUGAGAGACAGCAAGCGGACAGGCGACCUGAACUCAAGAGACUCAUCCUCAAGGUGAAGACGGAGAAUGAGAAGCUGUUGGUGCGGCCUGAUGACCACGUCAAGAAGUUUAAGCUACCACGAAAGCAUCUGCAUCAGGAAGAGUUUGUGCGUUGUGUCCAGGAGUGUGGGAUUGUUAAGGAUGUAGCCACCAUACACCGUUUAUUUGAUGCUCUGACUGAUGGCCAGCCAAAAAAGGUGGACCCUGAACUCUUCAAAGUUUUCUACACCUUCUGGAAGGAGAUGGAGAUCGAGGCACAAGAUGUCAACUUGCCCUCUGGGGUUAUAGACCAUCUUGAUAACAGCGAGUGUGUUUACAAGUUGUCGUCAUGUGUCAAGACCUCAUAUGGCGUUGGUAAAAUUGCCAUGACGCAGAAACGUCUGUUCUUGCUUACUGAGGGACGACCGGGCUUCCUGGACAUAACAAAGUUCAGGGACAUACAGGAGGUGAAGAUUGCUUCAGCUCCCUUUCUACUUCUUCGUAUCCCUUCACUUCGUAUCCAGACGUCCCGCAGGCCUGAGGUGUUUGAGGCCAACCUGAAGACAGAGACUGAACUCUGGAACCUCGUGGUGAAAGAGAUGUGGGCUGGACGCAAGAUGGCCGACCAACACAAGGAUCCUCAGUACAUGACUCAAGCUCUGACCAACGUCCUAUUGAUGGAUGCUGUCACGGGCUGCCUGCAGACCCAGAGGUCCAUCAUUGCUGCCUCAAAGCUGGCCUACUUUGACAAGAUCAAACAUGAAGUGCCUAUGAUGGUGCCUAAAACUACCUCAGAGACUCUAAAACACAAAAUCAACCCGUCACUGGACCUGGCUGAACCUCAGACUGUACAUGUCCUUCUAUACACACCAGGUCACUUGACUUACAAUGACUCAGGGGGUAUGAUGAACCCGAAGCUGUGGGUGGCUCUCAGUGGGGGCAAAGUAGUUGUGUUCGAUGCAGCUAGCUGGUCCAUGCUGCAGGACUGCAUCCAGGUCGGAGAGUCACAGCUGAACUGCAUGCUGGGAUUGGUCCAGGAGCAGGUGUGGAUUGGCUCUCAGGACUCGGUAAUCUACAUCAUUGACACUCACAGCAUGUCCUGCAACAAACAGCUGACUGAACACAGACAUGAAGUGACUGGACUCACUAUGGACACCAGAGAUCAACACAGCAGUCAGCAGACAUAUUCCUGCAGCUGCGAUGGGACGAUUCUGCAGUGGGACUCAGCCAGUCUCAAAGUAAAGCGACAGUUCUACCUCAGCUGUGACCGUCUCUCUUCUAUACAGAUCCAUAAUGGCACACUGUGGUGCUGUUGUGGUGACAGCAUUAUGGAACUAAAAAAGAGUGGGACACCACAAAAAAGGAUAGCGCUUCCUGACGACUUCCAGAGCAUGUCCAGUAGCUUCAGCUGCUUCAUAGUCAUCCCAGAGCGAGGUCAGUUGUGGACGGGCUGUGCAGACUCAGGUGAGCUGUGUCUCUGGCACACUAACAACCACAGACAUCCAUCCAAGAGAAUCUCCCUGCCGGGCAGUUCAGGGGUCACCUGUAUGAUUCGCGUCAAAGACCAGCUCUGGGUGGGCUGUCGUGGCCGGGCUGGUGUCGGAGGUCAGUGCGAUGGUCAGCUGAGAAGUCAGGUGAUGGUGAUGGACCCAGAGAGCCACACUGUGGCAAAGGAGCUGCAGGCCCAUUCGGACAGCAUCCAGACGCUCUGCUCUGCCGAAGAUCGCUAUGUCCUGAGUGGCUCUGCACGCCGUGAUGGCAAGAUUGCCAUCUGGAAAGUGGAGUAGAGUGCAAAGACAGAAAAGAGGACAAAAUGUUGAAGAGUGAAAAUGAAAAAUGAAUGGACCGGUAGAGGUGCAACGCACAAAAUGGUAAAAGCCCUUAAAGAAUAACAUUUUGAGACUUUUAAGGAAGAAAAAGCCCUUAAACAAAAUUUAGACUAUAUGUGAAAGUGAUUUGGUUUCUGACACUGGUCCUGAAAUAUGAAGAGCAGCUCUUUUUCUUCUUGGAAACAAACCUUCUAAGCAUGAGAUGUGAAAAAGGUUGUCUGUGCCUUUUGUUGUGUUCCGUUUUACAAAGUUUAUUUAGUCUAGAUGUCAGCACCAGUAAGAUAUUGAAAUGUCACAAUAUAAUUGUCAUUCAUGUUUUGAUAUUAAGCGUUUAUAAUAAAUUACAUUUCCAUGUAU
Messenger RNA from Larimichthys crocea (large yellow croaker), 4488 nucleotides. Its product is annotated as DENN domain-containing protein 3. Gene Ontology annotation, molecular function: protein binding. The coding region runs from base 262 to 4089 and encodes 1275 amino acids. Gene Ontology annotation, biological process: regulation of Rab protein signal transduction. Gene Ontology annotation, cellular component: cytoplasmic vesicle. The record is from RefSeq and is a predicted model, not a curated record. The transcript is spliced from 28 exons. Lineage: Eukaryota; Metazoa; Chordata; Actinopteri; Sciaenidae.